CUGGUGCUGUGAGUAUGACGCGGCUGACAGAUCUGCCACGAUAUGCCAGAUGGCUGAGUGAUUCAAGGAUAACACAACAAGUCUGAUGACAUUUAACCUCUCUUCUUGUGAUUAUUGAAUAUAAGAGGUGGAAUCACCUAUCUGGUCCAUAGCACAGCCCUUGAAUGGUGCAGUAAAGGGACAAAAUGUUUGACACAGAGGAAGAGAGGUCUUCAAACAAUAACAGCAGUUCCCUACUGCCUCCAUCUGUCACCUUCUCGGAAAGGACACAGUUUAACAAAAUACUCUGGAAGGAGAAUCAGAAACUUCGAGAAGAGAAUCAAAACCUUCAGCAAGAGAACAGAUUCUUGCAUAUCGAGAACAAAGCCUAUUACCGGCGGAAUAAAAUUAUCCAAAGACAGAAUAAAGCUCUUCGGGAAGAGAAUAUAAUUCUUCAUCAGAAGCAUAUAGACUCUGCAGAAGAAGCAAAGCACCUUGAGAAACAUCAAAAGGCCCUCCAACAACAAAUUAAAGCCCUCAGGGAAGAGAUUAGAGCUCUGAGAGGACAAGAAAUGGCAUUUGAAAUGCAGGAAAAAGCUCUUCAAAAAGAGAUUUUAGCUCUUUGGGAGGAAAACAAGGCCUUCAAGGAGCAGGCCAAAUCUGUACAGAACAAUAGCAAAGACUUCGAGGAAGAAGAGAAAGCUCUCAGUGAGGAAAAAAAUGCCCUCACUGAUAGGAAAUCUGCCCUCCAAGGGGAGAACAGGGCGCUUCAAGAUGAGAGGGAGGCCCUACAAAGCCAGGGAAAAGCUCUCCAAGAAGAGCACAAACUCCUCCAUGAGUGGAAUAAGAUCCUUCAACGGAAGGAAUAAGGCUAUGGAAAUAAAGAAUCAGAUGUUUAGAGAGAUUUAGCAGGAGGAGUUGACAAAGAAAGACAAUAAUUACCAUUGUUAGCCAGAUAUUAUGGUAUAGUCACCAUAACAGAAUGUAAGCAGCAACUAAUGGAUAAAGGCAGGCAUAAUUAUGCCCUAUGCUAAAGCCUACAAAGUUUGAAAGUGUGUUGAUAUCUUUUUUCCCUAAGGACUAAUAAAUUACUU
This is a messenger RNA of Numida meleagris (helmeted guineafowl), 1073 nucleotides long. RefSeq names its product coiled-coil domain-containing protein 70-like. The coding region runs from base 186 to 848 and encodes 220 amino acids. The record is from RefSeq and is a predicted model, not a curated record. NCBI's taxonomy places the organism in Eukaryota, Metazoa, Chordata, Aves, Galliformes, Numididae. The transcript has 2 exons.